Budorcas taxicolor (takin) is the source of this 543-nucleotide messenger RNA. RefSeq names its product interleukin 15 (gene IL15). NCBI's taxonomy places the organism in Eukaryota, Metazoa, Chordata, Mammalia, Artiodactyla, Bovidae. The record is from RefSeq and is a predicted model, not a curated record. Bases 1 to 486 code for a protein of 161 amino acids. Gene Ontology annotation, cellular component: extracellular region. Gene Ontology annotation, biological process: positive regulation of immune response; immune response; neutrophil activation. The transcript has 6 exons. Gene Ontology annotation, molecular function: cytokine activity; cytokine receptor binding.
AUGAGAAUUUUGAAACCAUAUUUGAGAAGUACUUCCAUCCAAUGCUACUUGUGUUUACUUCUAAACAGUCAUUUUUUAACAGAGGCUGGCAUUCAUGUCUUCAUUUUGGGCUGUAUCAGUGCAGGUCUUCCCAAAACAGAAGCAAACUGGCAGUAUGUAAUACAUGAUUUGAAAACAAUUGAGCAUCUUAUUCAAUCUAUGCAUAUGGAUGCCACUUUAUAUACUGAAAGUGAUGCUCAUCCCAAUUGCAAAGUAACAGCAUUGCAGUGCUUUCUCCUCGAGCUACGCGUUAUUUUACACGAGUCCAAAAAUGCCACCAUUUAUGAAAUAAUAGAAAAUCUUACCAUGCUAGCAAACAGAAAUUUAUCUUCUAUUGAGAAUAAAACAGAAUUGGGAUGCAAAGAAUGUGAGGAACUGGAGGAAAAAAGUAUCAAAGAAUUUUUGAAGAGUUUUGUACAUAUUGUGCAAAUGUUCAACACUUCUUGAUUGCAGCUGAUCCUUUUCCACAUUUCUAUUAUUAACAAACAUCUUUCCACGGCUUAG